This is a messenger RNA of Hypanus sabinus (Atlantic stingray), 8744 nucleotides long. RefSeq names its product up-regulator of cell proliferation-like. Gene Ontology annotation, molecular function: GTP binding. NCBI's taxonomy places the organism in Eukaryota, Metazoa, Chordata, Chondrichthyes, Myliobatiformes, Dasyatidae. The transcript has 4 exons. The record is from RefSeq and is a predicted model, not a curated record. The coding region runs from base 1006 to 5835 and encodes 1609 amino acids.
CCCUCUCAGUACUCUCUUAGAAGUUUGUGAAGUUUCGGCCUGUCGUAUAAAACUUUGACACACUUCCAUUGAUUUGUGGUGGACAGUACAUUGACUGGUUGAAUUAUGGUUUGGUAGGGGAACACCAAAACCUUUGACUGGAAAGGUCCACACAAAGCCGUAGAUAUGGCCGAUCCCAUUCUGGGUACAUUGUGUGUCCCACACCACGAACCUUCGGCUCACAGCAACAUCGACAGGAAACUGCAGACACGGGAAUCUGAGAUAUUAUUUCUCCAGACUGAAGAAAGCUGACUUCAUUUCUCCGGUGACAACCUGUGUGUCCCACACCACGAACCUUCGGCUCACAGCAGCAUCGACAGGAAACUGCAGACACGGGGAAUCUGAGUGAACAACCCACCCUUGCUGCUCACCAAUCAGCUGUUUCCACUGACACACAUCACUUCCUGAAUGGUGACAUCACCUCCAGCUCUUCCAAUGGUCUCGACAAGAUGCUGCCUGACCUGCUGAAUAUUUCAACGAUUCUCUGAUUUCACCCCAGGAAAAAAUUCUGCAGAAUCUUCAUUACACUCCCUUGAGAGAAAGUGUAUCAUUCAUUUACUACGGUCAACAAGUUUGUACCCAGUCCUCCUGGUGUGGUGUCAUGAAGACCAGUUAUAAUUCUGUGACCAAUUCCAGGUUGCCAUGGUGAUCACCUACCGACUGUACUCAGUACACACUGUGCCAGGACAACGAUCACCAGCCAGAGGCACGAAACCAUUCAGCCCUGUGAUCCUGGGACAGGAGCUGUGUAUUCCAAUAAGACAUCAGGCACAGCAAAUAUCCAGGACAGGAAUCAAGUGAAAACCAUAAAUCUUUGGAGACAAGUUUUAUCUUUGUGAGAAUUCAAGAAACAGAACAGUACUCCUAUUCCCAAAACACCCCAAUCAGCACGUCGCUCCCCGAAGUAGUCCCACCUCUAAGAAAGAGAACAGAGAUUCCAGGAGAACACAGAGCGCAUCAGAGACGAUGACGAACAUUUUACCUGGUGGAAAUAAUGAGUCUGUAAAUCUCAGCCCCCCACAAAUUGUAAAGGAUUUGGGAUUACAGGAUCUAUAUCCUCACAAAUUGUCUCUUCAGACCGUGCGGGAGGUGUCCCAGGAUAAACCAGAGGACAGCAAACCAACUUGUGCAGAAGAUCUUCCCUGGCGAUUUCUCCAAAGGAUCCUCUCAGCCAAUUCACUGGCGAGGAAUCCUGACUGGCCACCUGAUCUGUCCUCGGACAGUGAGGAUGAAGAUGAUGAUGCUGAAGACUUCAGUGAUUUCUUUGAAGUUAAAGGACAUGGGAAUCAUGGGAUGAAUCCUCUGGAUAUCAUUGCUGCCAUUUUCCUCUGUGCUGACCACUCUCUCCAGCAGGAACUGAUGCUGAAGAUGUCUCUGUGCCAGUUUGCAUUACCCUUUCUGAUGCCAGACACUCACAGUCACCCCAUGGACAAGGUGAGGGGACCCACAGAAGGGCCUGGUGCCACCCUUCUCCUCUGGGCCAUGAGGCCCAUUGUUAAAACAUGGUGCCCACAUUCUCCUACAGACAGCAGCCCCGUUGUGGAGGUGCCCAUCGUGACAGCGGCCAUGCCAACGGUGUCCUUCCUCAGACUGGGAAGGUGCACAGUGUCCAAAUCCCGAAUCCUCAAUCUCACCCUGAGUCAGGCACAGCUGCAGCAAAACAUCUUCCUGCACUCCGAGAUGGAAUGUGGGAAUGUGCCCCGCAGGAUAUCCGAUGGAAUGGCUGAGAUCAGCUGGUAUCUCCCUUCUGGGAAGAGAAACACGGAUAUUUUCCCAGAGGCUGCUGCAUUCAUUAACCUCCGAGGCGAUGCUGAAACUUUCCAGGGAAACGCUCGGUUUCUGGCAAAAGUAUCUGCUGCUCUCUUUAUUUUCAUUGAUGUUAUCGGUGAGAAGGAACGAGAAUUCCUCACCUCUCUCACACAGUCACCAACAAAACUCUUUCUCAUAGUCAACACCCACAUCAAUCAGCAACACAUAACCCCUGAGCAGGUGAAGAAUCUGUUCAAAGAUCUAAAGUUAGAACGUCAACAACGCAUUCUUCGGACAAAUGUAAAUGAGGCUAAACUUGUGGAAAAGCUCCGUUCUCAGAUCAAACAAGUAAUUCUAAUGAGGGACAGGGACCAGACCUUGCUGAGCCUGGAGAAAAUGGCUGACAUUGCAAUGGAAAGUGGGAUUGAGGUCGGCGAACGUCAACCUGAAAUACAACGAGCCAAGGAACUGACCAAAAUACUGGACAGACUUGACUCAGGAGACAUUACUGGGUAUAAAAGGAGAGUGUUGCCCUUUCAUGGAGAGCCCUGGCAAGGGUUGUCUAAAGUUGAAAAAGAGAAAUCGCGGAUGAAACUCCGUGGGGACAGAACCACAGUCGUGUAUAACCACCAACUGGACCAGGAGAAGAACAGAAUCCGGGAAGCUCAGCUCAGACAGAGUCUGUCGGACGAAAUGCGGCUGUUCAUUGAAUACCUCACCCGUCAUGGUGGGGUUGACAGAGCCAUUUCCCUACAGUGGCUGAAGCUGGAACUGGACAGUAAAUCACGGGAAGUUAUGGCAGGAUUGCGUAGAAUUUAUAAAGAACUGUGCAAAGACUCAAAGCAGAAGGUGAAGGAACUGAAGGAGUUGGAUCAGAAGAUGUCUGAUAGUUCCCUGGGACUCGAGCAUUUCAUGAGGGAACUUGGCCAGAUUUAUGAACUUUCAGUGACUCGACACAACGUCACCCGAAGGACACAGAUCCACCCAAAGGUGUCGCAGUUCCCAGGGGUUGCUGCUGAACUGUUGCUGGAAGGGUUCCCACUGGAACUCAUCGAUGGAGACGUUUCCAACGUUCCCAUUCCAUGGAUCACUGCCGUACUCACAGAGCUGGCCAACAAAGUGGGAAGAGCUUGCCGAGUGUUUGUGCUGACAGUGAUCGGAGUUCAGAGCACGGGCAAGUCCACACUCCUCAACACAAUGUUCUGUUUGCGGUUUGCUGUGAGCAGCGGCCGAUGUACUCGAGGGGCCUACAUGCAGUUGAUCAAAGUCACAGGGAGCCUGGCCGAGGAGCUGGGCUGUGAGUUCAUCCUGGUCAUUGACACAGAGGGGCUGAGAGCCCCAGGACUCGCAACACUGACAGACAGCUACGAGCACGACAAUGAGCUGGCAACGUUCGUGGUUGGAUUAAGCAACUUAACGUUGGUAAACAUCGGGAUGGAAAAUCUGUCAGAGAUGAAAGAUAUUUUACAGAUUGUUGUCCAUUCCUUAAUCCGCAUGAGGGAGACAGGAAAAGGGCCAAAGUGCAUAUUUGUGCACCAGAACGUCGGUGAUGUGAGUGCGCACAAUCAGAAUCUGAGAGGCCGUCAGAAACUCCUGGAACAGCUGGAUAAGAUGACAGAGGCUGCAGCAAAGCUGGAGAAGGUAGACCGAGUAACGUUCCGGGAUGUGAUGGACUAUGAUGCUGACAAGGACAACUGGUACAUCCCUGGUCUGUGGCAUGGUACACCCCCAAUGGCUGCAGUCAACACCGGCUACAGUGAACACGUCUCCCAACUGAAGAAGAACCUAAUUCAGUGUCUAAUCCAACGGAGCAAAAGCCAAAGAGCUUUCACUAUCCCGGACUUUAUCAAAUGGAUGGCUGGGCUUUGGGAGCAGGUGAAACAUGAAAAUUUCAUUUUCAGCUUCCAGAACAGUCUGGUCGCAGAGGCUUACAACCACCUCUCCGUGAAGUACAAGGACUGGGAGUGGGAACUCCACAAAUUCACUCACUCCUGGGGAAAUGAGGCUGAAAACAGAAUCAGCAAUGCCAGAGGAGAUCUCAAUGAACUGCUCCAUAAUCUGGAGAGGGAGACGAGGACAGAGAUGGACAAAAGGGAGGGUGUCACUCUGGAUAAACUGCAAGCUCUGUAUGAAAGUGGGGCUGAUAAUGUGUAUCUGAUGGAGAAAUACAGAGAGGAAUUUAAACUCAGCAUCUCCAGUUUAUGCAGCCGACUUCAGUGCGAUUCAAUGCAGAGAUGUAGAGAUACCGUGAACAGACGGGUGGGACUGCAGGGUGUGGAAGAUAUUUGUAAUAACUUUCACAAGAAGAUUGGAGAACAGGUGAAGGAGCUUUUACAGAAGUGUAAAGCAGCAAGUUGGGUGUUGGGUCAACAGGAACUGGAAAAUCAGUUUGACAAGAUGUGGGAAAGUACACUCUCUCAACUGGAGUAUCAGCCCUGCAGAAAAAGAAAGAUUGAACAGGAGAUUGAAAAUCUUCUCAGAGAGGAAACAAAAACUCAAGGGAGAGUGAUUAAUGAAAGGCUAAAAGGUAACAAUCUCUGUGAACUGGGGACCCAGUACUUUCAGAUUGAAGAGAAACACAUCAAUGUGUCACAUUGGAGAUGGGGUACAAGUAAACACAUUCCAUCCAGAUUGAAAUCAGAUCUCGAUCAAGCAGCAAUGAUUACAAAGCCCAUCGAGGAUGAAUGCAGACAUUGGAUCACUGACAUCACAAAAAAGGACAUGGAUUAUGACAAAAUAUAUUGCAUUGAACUUUUGAACAUGAUAGAGGGAAACGUUGACAAUAUUUCACAUCAAAACUUUUCAAUGUCUGAGGUUUUCAAGGCCGAGUUUAAACUUCACCUGUGUGGUUACGCUGUACCAAGAUUCCAGGAGAUGCACAGGAGGUUUAUCCACAACCACGACCCACAGAGAAGACUGGAAAACAUGAAAAGUCAAUACUUUGAUCUCUUCAUGGAUAUUUACACAGAGCAGGAUGAGAACCAGAGACAAGCAGAACGAUUUGCACAAUCUUGUUUCUUGCCAGCUCUCCGAGACGCCACCCUCAAGACUCUCAGCGUGAACAUCGUGGAUGAUAUGAAAAAACACGACCCUGAGCGACAGUACAGUCUCCGCAACAACUUCACUGUGGCCCUCCUGGUCCACCUGAAACAAACACAUCAAUUUGAUGAAUAUCUCCGGUACAUCAGAGACUUUGUGAAUUUCGCCAAAGACUGGCUCCAUCAGCAAGUUAUUAAACACUGCAAGACAAAACGCGAUAGGGAGAGCACAUUUACCCGUCUGGCUAAAGAAAUCAUCACAGAGAUCACUGGGAAAGCUAAGGACAUUGUUCAGGAUGCAGUGAAGCAGAACUUUGCUGGAAAUGCUCGGAGCUUCCUAAACAUGUUUGUUGAAAAGUUAAACAUGAGAAUCUCGAUGCCCGAAGAUGAGAUGAAACUCGUUCUGCUUCAGAGUGGCAGUGAUGGCAAGAAAUGUGCAGAAGCCAUUCUGCCAUGUAUUGAAGAGGUGGAGCAGGAUCUCCUCCGUGAGGUAAAAGGCUGGGAUGUCAAAGCAAAGAUUGAAGAAUUAUCCAUUAAACCCAGGGAGGAGUUGUUCAAAGGGUUAUUCAAAUGUAGUAAGAAAUGUCCUUUCUGUGGGGUUUACUGUGACUCAGAGACCCCGGUACACUCACUACAGUCCUGUAAACAGCACUGGCCUAAAGGGCUCAACAGCCAUCGAGGGGCAGACAGUGAACAUCUUGUAACGGAUAUCUGUACAGCUUUAGUCGCAAGUGAUACAAAAUUCCAAAAUAAAGACACAAAUGGGAAAUACCAUCCCUACAAGGAUUAUCAAACAGUCAAUGAUUACUACAAAUCCUGGAUUAUCCAAAGGGAGAUCUCCGCACAGGCAGCAUCCUAUUGGAAGAAGGUUUUCUACACUUUCAAUCAGCAGUUUGCUGAUGUAUAUAGAGCAAAGCCUGCAGAGAUCAAUGAAAGCUGGAACAUUGACUGGGAUGUGGUGAGGGAAGAAAUGAACAAGACCUAUAAUACAACCAUUCCGUCUUGGUAAUGUCCCUUUAAAUGGCGUUACUCAGUGAGAGACAGACAAAGAGAAACUCUCUGUCUCAGAAGGAAUGGGCAGAGUAAAUCACAGAGUGUUCAAAUCUAAAUCCAGUCACAAAUGAUAAAAAUAAUUAGCAGAACAGAAGGAAUGUUUCAACUGAUAGUUUAUCAAAUUGGAAUAGUUGAUGAAUCAGAUCAGAGAUCAAUGAGAAGCAUUUCUGGAGAGAGUAACAGGUAUCCAGAAGGUAGGGACUUAAUGUGAGGGUGGAGGGUGGGAAAUGAGGAUCUUGUGUUGGAAUUGAGGUGCUUUGAGUGAUGGGAUCAGGGAAACUCCAAAGAGGGACUGACAGAUAGGUUGGUGAGUGAUCGAAGGAUAGUGUGAGGAAGGAUCAAGGGAUACGUUGGAGGGAAUUGAGGGAUAAAAUGAUGCGGGAUUGAAGGAUAGUGUGAAGAGGUAUUAAGGGAUGGAGUGAUGAGGGAUUGGAGAGAUAGAGUGACCAGGAAGCGAUUUAAAAAAAAAACAUUUCAGAAGGUAGAGGAGAUAUUGAGGGACAAUUGGAAAGUAGGAUGUCCAAUGAGAUUCUAAAGAUAUAUGAAGGAGCAGCAGGCUAUUCAGCCCACCAAGCCUAUGCUGUCAUUCAUUGAGGACAUGGCUGAUCUACAUAGAGCACUUGAGAGCAGAAAUAGACCCUUUGGCCCAUCUAGUCCAUGCCAUCUACUUGCAACUGAAACGUAUCCCUCCAAAUGCCUCCCAUUCAUUGUCCUUUGCAAACGUCCCUUAAAAUUUACUAUUAAACCAACAUCGACGAUUUCCACUGGCAGCUCUUUCCACAAGUGCAGCACUUCCUGAGUGAAAAAGUUCUCCCUCAUGUUCCCCAUAAAUAUUUCACAUUUCACCUAAAACCUAUGAACUAAUCUCACCAAGCCCUGAGCCUCUCUCUACAGCCCCAGGGUGGAGAAUCCCAAUGAUUCAUCAUCCAGGUGAAGAUGUCUAACCUCACUGCCCUUAGAAAAAGUCUCUGGCAUCUGUCUCGUACACCUUUAUCAGAUCACCUCUCAUCCUCAUUGUCUCCAAAGAGAAAAGCCCUUCCUCACUCAAACCUGUCCUCAUAAAACAUGCUCUCUAACCUAGACAACAUCCUGGUUAGUCUCCUCAGUUCCCUCUCUAAAUCUUCCACAUCUUUCCUAUAAUGAGAUACCGGAACUGAACAUAAUAUUCCGAGUGUGGUCUAUCCAGGGUUUAUUGAUCUGCAACAUGAUCUUGUGGCUAUUGAACUCAAUAUCUUGACUAAUAAAAGCCGACACACCAUACACCUACUUAAGGGCCCAGUUAACUAACAACAGCUUUGGAUAUGGACCCCAAGGUUCCCCUGUUCCUUGACACUGCUCUGAAUCCUGCCAUUAACUCUGUAUUCUGCCUUGAAGUUCGAACUUUCAAAAUGAAUCACUUGACACUUUUCUGGAUUGAAGUCCACCUGCCUCUUCUCAGCCCAGUUCUGCAUCCUGUCAAUGUCCUGUUGUAACCUACAGAAACCUCCUGCACUAUCCAUACCUCCACCAAUCUUCAUGUCAUCUGCAAAAGUCCAUCCACUUCCUCAUCCAAGUUCUUUAUAAAAAUGACCAAGAGCACGGCUCCCACAACACCACGGGUCAGGGAUCUCCAGGCAGAAUACCCUCCCUCACCUCCCACCCUCUGCCUUCUGUGUGCAAGACAAUUCUGAAUUCAAGCAGCCAUGUUUCAGAUCCCAUAACUCCAGGAUUUGUGAAUGAGACUACACGGUGAGAGGGAGGGGAACAGGAGGGAGGUGGAACAGGGAGUAGGGACAGUGGAGGGUGGAGUGUGGAGAGGAAGGGGAGAGGGUGAAGGGUAGAGCUUGGAGGGGAUAGGAGGCGUGAGAGAGAAAGUUAGAGAUAUUGAUGCUGGGAGGAGUUCAAGAAACAUUCUCCUGAGGAGAGGGACGGGAUCUCUCACCAGUCAAAUGGUGCUGAGUUGUGAUCUCUGUUGAGGUCGUGGUUCAGACUCAGAUUAUUCUGUUUUGCUUCUUGGGUUUUUUUUAGCGUUUGUCUAUUGGGGGACAGAUGGGGAAUUGGGGGUUAGGGUUUAAGGACAUGGAGCAGGAGCUGGUAUUCAGAGUCCAGAUCAGAACACUCCACAAUUGAAGGUCAGUUUGGCAGGCAGUGAUGAUGGAGGUUAGCAAUCCCAGUCAGUGAGUCUUGGGUUGUAGUCCAUCAUGGCAGGAGGAGACCCAAAGGUCAAAAGCCUGUGAUAAGUGGGGUCGUGGGUCAAUACCCAGAGGAUGGAAAGACCAGAGCGCAUGGCCCAAGGUUGAAGUUCAGAUGUGGACAAGACUGUAGAGUGACAUCUAAAGAUCAAACAGCAAAGUUGGUGAGCCUGGAGAUCAAGGCCUGAAGGUAGAAUCCCCAGGGUUGCCCUGCCUGGAGAUCGAGGGACAAUGUCUGUGAGUCCGUGCCAGGGACUGAGGCUGGAGGACCAAUAUCUGUAAGUCAGAGUCUGGGACCAAAGAAAAGCUGCCUGUGUGUGUGAAGGGGAGGGGUCGGAUGUGGAAAAGGGGCUUGUUUUGCUGUUGUUGUUGUUACUGCCGGUUGUAUUUUCCUGCUGAACGUUGGGUUUGCUAUCUUGGCACCGGAAAGUCUGGUGACGUUUGUGAGCUGCCUCCAGCACAUCCUUUGGUUGUGAAUGCAAACACACAUUUCACCGUAGGUUUCAAUGUAGAUCUGAGAAAUAAAUCUGAAUGUCUGAGAGCUUUGGGAAGAAACGUAUAAAAAGGUGCCGGACAAGAUCACCGACAGCACUGACUCCGGAGAGCAACCAGUGAAGAAGACCCUGAGUCAGGGGCUCGGAGAGGAACUCACGGUGAACCCUGGCCAGGUUCAUCUGGGGUGGGGAACACCUGA